UAAUGCUAAAAGUUCACUUUUACACAAAACCGACUUUUCUCGUUUUUAAAAUGAACAUGAAUGAACACGGCACGAGCUAUUUGAUAUUUUGGGGCAAAAUCGUAUCUAUGGUAACGGACGCCAUAUUGGAUGUCAACACUUCGCAUUGUAAACAAAGUCAAAGAUUUUGUAGACGACAGCGUUUGAUCAUUACAUUUUACAAAUACUUUCUACAUAAUAAAAUAAAAAAAUGUCGUCGGAAGAGGAAACAUUUGAGGAGGAAACUGGAGAAGAAGCUGAAGAAAUGAUGGAGGAAGAAGAACAACAGGUUGAAGGAGAAGAGGGGGAGGGGCAGGAAGAAAGGGAUUCUGAAGAAGUUGAGGAAGAAGAGGGCCCACCUGACAAUCCAAUAACAACAGAAAUUGUGUCUGAAAGUUUGUCUUUAUUAUGCAAAACAGGAGAUGGAUUGGCACACGCUUAUGUUAGACUUGAUGUUCAUGAGAGAGAAAUAACAGAUAUCAGUAUUUUAAAGAAUUAUAUUCAUCUACGAUAUAUUGAUGUCAGUAAAAACAGUCUAAAAGAUAUAUCACCACUUAGUUCAUUAACUCAUCUACUGACUUUAAAAGCUGACGAAAAUUUAUUAACGAAUGCCCGCCUGGAAGAAAUGCCAUUUUUACAAACUGCCAGUUUUAAUCAUAAUAAAAUUCAAUCAACUGAAGGUGUUAGUCAUCCAAUGUUAGAACAUUUAUCAUUAAACUUUAAUCAGAUAUCAACUGUUAGUGGGUUAGAUGCAUCAAAACUGAGUCGACUCCAUACGUUAGAAUUAAGAGGCAAUCGUCUAGAAACAUCUGAUGGUAUUUACCUUCCAAACCUGAAAAAUCUUUUUUUGGGAGCUAAUGUUAUUAAAAAAUUAGAGGGAUUAUCAAGAUUAAGUGGUUUAUCUACAAUGCAUCUACGAGACAAUCAGUUGGAGAAUCUAGAUGGUUUUACGGAUGAUCUGAAGGUUCUACAAUAUAUUAACCUGCGUGGUAAUAAUAUUGCUAGUGCUAAAGAAGCCGCCAAAUUAAAAUCUUUACCAAUGUUACGAGCUCUCGUCAUGUCAGAAAAUCCUGGAGCAGAAGAGGAUGAUUAUCGUUUAGAAGUUUUAAUAGCAUUACGUAAACUUGAGAGACUGGAUAAAGAUGAAUAUACAGAGGAAGAGAGGACGGAAGCUGAAGAGAUUUAUGAACAUCGUAGACAAGAAGAGGAGGCUAAUGAAGGGAAUGAAGAAGUUAUUCAAUCUGGUGAAGAAGAUUAAGAUGAUCUGUCCAUACUGGAAUCACAAUCAUAAGGCACCAGCAAAAAGAACAAUAUGUCAGCAUUCAACAUCUUUCAAUACUAAUCACUGAAACAUUGGCUUUUAAUUUUAAAACUGUUAAAAAAUAUAUGUGCAGAUUCAUCGAUUAUAAUUUAUUUUUAUAAUUUUGACAUUUAAAUCGUAUUGGGUUGCCAAAACAAGACCUUUACAGCAUUAUCAUGGUGCUGAUACCAGGUUCAUCUGUUCGGUUAUAUUUCUAUCACUUGUACAAGGUAAUAAUUAUGCAAUACAGUCUUUCCGUUUUGACCUAUUACAUUGUAUAUUCAAAUUAUGUUAAAACUGUUCUUUCAUUUUUCCCCUGUUGUAAACAAUUACAUGUAGUUCAUUUGGAACAAAAUAUAUUUAAAAUUUUUAAUUAGUUGUCAUGGUCUGUUAUUGUAAAUAUACAUUUAUUUAUACAGUAUUAUUAUAUUUUGUCUUAUGAUGUAAAUUACUGUGAUAUUUUAUUAAUAAAUCUUUGUCCAUAUA
Messenger RNA from Patella vulgata (common limpet), 1804 nucleotides. RefSeq names its product leucine-rich repeat-containing protein 23. The transcript has 8 exons. Lineage: Eukaryota; Metazoa; Mollusca; Gastropoda; Patellidae. Gene Ontology annotation, molecular function: protein binding. Bases 230 to 1276 code for a protein of 348 amino acids. The record is from RefSeq and is a predicted model, not a curated record.